AUGGAUACAUCUGUAGCGGUCAACUCGCUCAGGGCUCGGUUCCUGAACGUUUGUCCUGAGAGAGAUCAAGUCAGAAGGAUUGUUAAACCUUUUGACUCUAAAAAUCACAACAAUUAUACCUUGGAUGAUAUUGAUGAUAGGAUAAAGGAUAUGUAUAGGAACAAUAAUGGAACUUACCUCUUACCCGAGUUGGAGUCACCUCCUAUUAUGACCAACUUCUUAGAGGACUAUAUUACAACUAGGAAGAUUAGAAACGCAAAGGCUUAUAACAGAAAUAAUAAUAAUAUUCAAAAUGAUGAUAUGCAGGGACAAGAAACCCUCACCAAAAAAUCUCAGUUAAUAGAUGAUCCUUCGAUCCUAAGGGGUGAUAGUAUGUUGUUUAAUCCACAGGAAGUUGAUAAAGUCACAUCAGAUAACACUAAAUUAAAUAACAAUUAUGGUCAAGUUAGUAGAAAUAAUGGAAUUCCUCAGUUUGCUUCAGUGACCUACGAUUCUGAUGAUUCUGAUUCGGAAUCACAAACUAAACAUAAGAAAUCAGCAUUACCUUUCACUAGAAUCUUUAAAGGUAAUAAAAAGCAACCUCAUAAUAGGACUGUCGCGUCUCAUAUUACAUCAGCGAUUCCAGGAGCUACUACUGGUACAAUUAGUGGUUCUAAUGGAACUACAUUAGCUCAAAAGAAAUUAAAGAAGGAUUCUAUAUAUUCAAUGAAUUUUGAUUACGAUGAUAUUCUGGAUGAAGACCUUGAGGAUGAAGGUGAAGAUGAAGAUGAGGAUAAUGAGGAUAAUCAAUUAAAAUCACAAUUUUUCCAAUUGGAUAGAUCUACUUCUGCAUUGAAUGGUAACACAGCUAGCGGCUCAACAAAUAAUAAUAAUAAUCAAAAUAUCAAUAAUGAUAAAUCAAAAUUGGGGACAAAAGCAUUUAGUUUAGAUAGAAGGUCAUUAUUAGAAAAUACCUUCUCUGUACCUAAAGAUACUGACGGUCAUUUAAGAUCGGAUACAAGUGAUCGUUCUAUGAGUAACGGUAGCCAGCAAGGAAAUAACACAAAUGAUGCCGUUUCGUCAAGUGGUAAUAUUAUUAAUGUAUCGAGACUUAAGUCACAUUUACCACAAAUUCCUAUCCUCGAAAGUUCACGGAAUAAUGCCAACAUAAACAAUAAUAAUAAUACAAACAUUAAUUCUUCUAAAAACACACAUUCUGAUCAUGAUAUGAAUAAAAAUUCAAAAAGUGACAGUAGAAUUGGCGAUUCUGAUUUGUCCGAUAUAGAAUCCUUCAUUAAGGAAGAUGAUUUAAAAAGUCUAAAUUUGGAUCAUCACGACUCAAAUAAUAAUAAAUCAUUGACUUUGACCCCUAUAAACUCUAAGCCUAUAGAUUAUGCACAUAGUGUUAGUAUAAUUCAUAGUGAGGGAUUAUCAGAUGAUGACGACGACGACGACAGUCAUGUACGCCAUGCAAUGGAUAGUACUUCUGAACAGCAAGAUCUAAGUGAGGUAUCCUCAUUUGGCAAAUCGUUGUUGGAAUCGGAAUAUACAAGUAACGAAUAUUUGAAACAAGAAAAUAGUGACAGUGCAACAGACCGUAUAUCGCUAGAUACAGAUAUCGUGCAUCACACAAUAUCUUCACAUUCCAUCCCUAUCUCAUUCGAAGGAUAUGGUUUAUUCCAAGGAACAAAUGAUUCUACGUUGAAUAAUGUGUUAGAUAGGGCAGUGACGAAAAUUAAAUCGAAUGUACCUCAUAUGGGUCGUGAUAGAGCCAAUUCAUCAGCGUCAAGAAGAAAUUCAAUAACUCAAACUUUAAAUUCAAAACGUGCUUCAUUAACCUCUAAUCCAAUGAUAAAACCAAAUAUUUUACGACAUCAUUUGAGAUCAUCUUCCAACAAUGUCACAGAGAGUAAUAAAUAUUCUGGAGUAUAUGGCUCAUCUUCACAUAAAAAUAAACCUCUAUUGAAGAAUGAAACUGUAUCAAAGGUGCCUAUAACGUCACGAUCGUCAAGCCGUACAAGUAGAAGAAGUUCAAAGGAUAUAACAUUACAUUUUGAAAAGAUACCCACCUCUCCAGUUGUGAAAACAACAAGUUCUCAUUUAUCGUCAUUGUUUAAUAAGAAAAAACACAAAGUUAGCAACCCUGUCGAGGUAUUGGAGUAUUUUUCAUUUGUAUCUGGCAAUACCGUUCCUAGAUUUGAUGCAAUGGAUCUGGAAGUAUAUAUCCAACUUUCAAAAAAAUAUAAGAGAAAUUCUUUUAAAACUAAGGUUAGAAAGACUGCCAAGAUAUUUGAUGUAAUUGGAUAUAUCCUAUAUCUUUAUACCACUGAAUUUAAGCCAGAUAACAUUGAUCAAGAUGGAUUGGACAUACAUACUCUAAUUAAUCCAAACAAUUUUGCAUUACAUAUAGUUGAUGAAGAUGGUGAACCAUUUGAAGAUAAUUUUGGGAAAUUGAAUAGAAUCAGUACAAUGCAAUCUAUCUCUGAUAAUGAAAUUGUACUGUGUAAGGUUGGUGAACAAGAGAAAUUGAAGAAUGAUGGAGAAACUCCAGUUCCUUAUGAUGUCAAUGGCGAUAUUAUAGAAUAUGCAAAAUCAAUAUCAUCAAAGACAUCUGGUGGUACCAAUAAUGAAGACAACACACUGAACCAGUUAAGUUUUUACAAACCUAUUGUUGGUGGUAAUGUGGAUGAUCUGGCUAAUAAUGCCAAUAGUUCAAAUGUCCUUGAGGUUACUGUUUAUAUGUAUCCAAACGUUAAUCCAAAAUUUAAUUUCACAACUGUUAAUGUGUUGGUUACAGGUAAUAUUAAUGAUAUCCUUGCAAAAUAUUGUAGGAUGAAGAAUAUGGAUCCAAAUGAAUAUGCUUUAAAGAUGAUAGGUAAGAACAGAAUAUUUGACUUGAACGAUACCGUUUUGAGACUAGAUGGUAACAAUAAAGUGGAAAUAAUUUCCAAGAAAGAAGCUCGUAGAUUACAGCUAGAAAAGAUCAAACCUAAUUUGACCAAGCCACAGUUGCCUACUAUUCAAAGUAACGAUUUAACACCAAUGACUCUGGAACCCGCACCGGCAUUCAUGACUACAGAGGACACUAAUGAUGGUGCUGCCCCAGCAACUGAAGUACCUGUUCCAUUCACAAAAUUGCGUAAGACUUCUGGUAAGAUCAAACUUAACCUUUCGAAACAGUCUUCUUCUGUUAGCAACAAUAUUAGUAGCAACAAUUCAGGGAGUUUUUUUAAAAAUAAGGACUCGUCGAGACACUCUUUGCAUACACCGAUGCAGAAUUACCAUAACAAUCAUUCGGGUAUUCUAAAUGAAUAUACGCCUGAUAAUGCAACGAGUAAUAACAAUUUUCAAGAUUUGUUUUCCGGUGCAUAUCACAAGUAUAAAGUUUGGAGGAGACAGCAGAUGUCUCUGAUCACCAAACACGAAAGAACGUUAGCAUUAGAUGGUGAUUACGUAUAUAUUGUACCACCGGAAGGUAAAAUGCAUUGGCAUGAAAAUGUCAAGACCAAAUCAUUCCAUAUAAGUCAAGUUAUUCUUGUGAAAAAGUCCAAGAGGGUCGCUGAAUACUUCAAGAUAUAUGUUAGAAGGGGUCCCGAUGAUAUCAAACGUUACUACUUUGAGGCUGUAUCUGCACAGGAGUGUACUGAAAUUGUUUCCCGUAUUACUAAUCUACUGAACGCCUACAAGAUGAAUCAUAAAUAG
This is a messenger RNA of Maudiozyma barnettii, 3681 nucleotides long. RefSeq names its product Avo1p (gene AVO1). The record is from RefSeq and is a predicted model, not a curated record. Bases 1 to 3681 code for a protein of 1226 amino acids. Lineage: Eukaryota; Fungi; Ascomycota; Saccharomycetes; Saccharomycetales; Saccharomycetaceae. Gene Ontology annotation, cellular component: plasma membrane; cytoplasm; TORC2 complex. Gene Ontology annotation, biological process: TORC2 signaling. Gene Ontology annotation, molecular function: phosphatidylinositol-4,5-bisphosphate binding. The transcript has a single exon.